AUGAAGAAACUUAAUGAGCUAACCGAGUUGUUCAUACUCGAAAAACAACCGCGAAUCAUGAAAUUUAAGGAAGGUGUAGCGGUUAUUUGGAAGAGAAACAAGACAGAGGAAAACACUUUGAGGAGAGUUCGCUCUGAAAGCAGCUUACGGAGCGAGACGAAACUGUUACCUUACAAUGAAAAUGAAGAAAAAGGUUGUGAAGGAAAGGAACUGUCAACUAAAACAACUGCGACAUACCGAAGAACUGUACGAGUUCAGCACAGUCCUGUACGAACAAGAACUGAAAUUGUUCCUGUGAAAUCUUGUAUUCGUCACGAGCAACAAGACACUACAGCGAGCCCAACUCAAAUCUGCAAACGGGUCACAUUUUCGAUAUACGCCUUGAUUCUUUCCGCUGCAAGCCAGGACUCGGUUUCUGAACUGAAAGAACUGUUGGAUAAAAAGCCCUCUUAUCUUAACAAGCCAAGCUCGUCCGGAGAAACAGCACUUCAUAAAGCGGCUGCGAAGGGCAAUUUGGAGUGUAUCAAGCUGUUAGUACAACGAGGAGCUGAUGUCAAUUUGCCGGAUAAGCAAGGACGAACACCACUCCUUUUAUCGUGGGCGAACGGACAUUUUGAAUGCCACAAACUUAUGUUAACAUCCUUGAAGGAGAGUGAUAAAGAUUCGCCUGAAAGAAGUUUUUAA
This is a messenger RNA of Porites evermanni, 684 nucleotides long. The record is from the annotation of a GenBank genome assembly. NCBI's taxonomy places the organism in Eukaryota, Metazoa, Cnidaria, Anthozoa, Scleractinia, Poritidae.